CAGUAGCAGAAGCUAGACUAAUCAGUAUGAAACAAUUCGCACUUCUAGUGAUACACCUCAUUUUAGGAGCUCAGGCUGUACUAAACCGCUCACCUUACAUUAUUAAUGGACAAGAUGCUCCUCAUAAACCCUACAAUGCAUAUGUUGCCUAUUUGAAUGCAGACAAUGUUGAUUUUUUCGGUGGGGGCUCGAUUAUUUCUGAUAGACACAUUAUUACUGCGGCGCGAAAUAUUUAUGGAUAUGUGGGUUGGCACAUUGGUCUUGGGAGUAACAUUUUCUCUUCACUGAGCAUGCUAACAACGACUACAGCUACUCAUCAUCCAAGCUACAGCCCAAGCAGUGGAGCGAAUGAUAUUGGUAUCAUAUAUUUGGCUAGUUCCAUUGUUUUCAACCCAACUAUAGCUCCUAUUGCGUUACCAGCUCUGACAGAUACACUUCAAUUGCCAUUAGAAAAUGAACAAGGAACCAUUGUUGGAUUCGGUUUUACCAGUGCUCAAUCGCCUACCCAUUCGGACUUUCUGAGGCGAUCAUUCCAGCGAGUUACAACAAUUGCACGGUGCCAGCAGUUCCACCAGAUAACAGACCCGAAUCAAUUCUGUGGUGAAGAUACCGCCUCGUUGUCCAACAUCUGCGACGGUGAUAUUGGGGCCGGUUUUGUAACUAACGUACGGGGCAAUGCCAUGCUGACUGGUGUUGCAUCUUUGAUUUUAGCCAGCUGUGGUAACGAAAGCCCACCUGUAUACACACGCAUUGUUCCAUAUAGACAAUGGAUUCAGCAGGUUACGCAAGUGUAAAAUAUUCAAAGCUGGCUCAUUUAAGUUACGAUUCCUGAAAAAAAGUAUCUAAAGGCUUUUCUAUAUUCCAUAGUCAGUUAGUCGUGACUUAUAGGCCCGUACAGUAAUUCUACAAUUAGGAGGCAGUCAACGUUCAAUGUUCAAAAAUAAAUUAAAAAUCA
Wyeomyia smithii (pitcher-plant mosquito) is the source of this 955-nucleotide messenger RNA. Its product is annotated as vitamin K-dependent protein C-like. The record is from RefSeq and is a predicted model, not a curated record. Lineage: Eukaryota; Metazoa; Arthropoda; Insecta; Diptera; Culicidae. The coding region runs from base 27 to 794 and encodes 255 amino acids. Gene Ontology annotation, molecular function: serine-type endopeptidase activity. Gene Ontology annotation, biological process: proteolysis. The transcript is spliced from 4 exons.